AUGACUUUGUUCUUCCCUCACAUGGAUAGAGAAAAAUUUGACCUCAAGGAAUUUGAGCAGAUGUUGCGUGUUAAGUUGCGCCUUUCUGAAAAUGAAAUUCCUAGUUUAUAUUGGAUGAUAGAACCAUGUUUUCCUGAGAUUAUGGAUAGGAAUGAGGACUUGUUUAAGUUCUGGGAGCAUGCAGUACCUGAUGAUAAAGGAUUUAUAUGUUUACAUUUGAAGAUAUUAAGUUCUGAAUUCGGUAAUGACAAUGACUUCAUUGAGGCUGCAAUGGAACAACCAGUGACAGUAAUUGAUGAGACUCCAAAGAAGUCCCAUAAGAGGAUUGCUAAAAAGCCAGUUUCAAAGGAAAAGUUUGUAAGGAGAUCACCAGAAAAGACUGUAAGGAGAUCACCAAGGUUGCAAGCUCAGUCAAAGUUUGAAAACUCAAAUGGAGGAGUAUCUAGGAAAUUGUUUGUGGAUCUGUUAAAUGAAAUGGAAUCUCAGGGUUAUUCUUGCGUUAGUCAAGCCAGUGUUGUGGGUUCUAGCAGUGUACCAAUUCAAGUGACUGAAAACUUUAACCAUGAUUACUGGGCUGAUGCAGUCAAGAAUACUGAUGCAGUGAACCAGAUUGAUGCAGUGAACAACAAUGAUGCAGGGGUCAGCAGUGAUGAUGAGGAGGAGAAUGUGGUGUUAGAGAACACUACUGUGGAUGAAUGUCACCCCAUUGAAGACCCAAAUGCUCCACCAAUAUAUGACAGUGAUGAAGAGGAUGAUAUUGAUUAUGAAGAUAUUGUCAAGACAUAUAAAGUUGGAGAUGGAAGUAGUCAUUCAAGCAGCGGUGAAGAAGAUGAUGAAGAAGUUUCUAAUGAUGGUGGGAGUAAUGAUAAUAAUGAUUGUAUUGAAGCAAUAAAUGAUAAAGAUGUGAAAGCGAAGUUUGAUUACAAGAACUGGAAAGAAGACUUCAAUAUGCACAGCAUUUAA
Messenger RNA from Papaver somniferum (opium poppy), 963 nucleotides. RefSeq lists its product as uncharacterized. The transcript is spliced from 3 exons. Lineage: Eukaryota; Viridiplantae; Streptophyta; Magnoliopsida; Ranunculales; Papaveraceae. Bases 1 to 963 code for a protein of 320 amino acids. The record is from RefSeq and is a predicted model, not a curated record.